AUGCCUGAAACACAGCAAGAACUCAGUCCAGAGGACAAGAAGAUCCUUGAGGACGCUCACAAGAACCGUGAUAACCCCGAGCAUCCUGCUCAUAAAGACCACCCAAAACAUGGCCAAUUCUUGAAGAGCAUCCCAGAGAAGCUUGGAGGCGCAGCGAUCUUUGGAGCUGGUGCAACUGCAGGCUCUGAUUUUGUCAAUGGUCUUAUUGGGAAAUAA
This is a messenger RNA of Zasmidium cellare ATCC 36951, 216 nucleotides long. RefSeq lists its product as uncharacterized. Lineage: Eukaryota; Fungi; Ascomycota; Dothideomycetes; Mycosphaerellales; Mycosphaerellaceae. The transcript has 3 exons. The coding region runs from base 1 to 216 and encodes 71 amino acids. The record is from RefSeq and is a predicted model, not a curated record.